GGGAGGAGUUGUAAAAGUACUUGUAGUUAAGUUUGUUCGGCCUCGCAGGCAGUGACAAAACAGUUGCGCUUUCUUCCUCAUUCAGUCAUUUACAACUUGUCUUUCCGAGAACAGAUCAACCGCAGCCAUGAGAAAGGACCCAAAUAAACCAAGAGGGAAAAUGACCUCCUAUGCUUACUUUGUGGCGACAUGCCGUGAAGAGCACAAAAAGAAACACCCAGGGACCACUGUAAGCUUUGCAGAGUUUUCCAAGAAAUGCUCCGAGAGAUGGAAGACCAUGUCACCCAAGGAGAAGGUGAAGUUCGAGGAUAUGGCUAAGAAUGACAAGAUCCGCUACGACCAAGAGAUGAAAUCGUACGUCCCCCCUAAAGGUGCCAAGCAGGGCAAGAAGAAGAAGGACCCCAACGCGCCCAAGAGGCCACCUUCUGCUUUCUUCGUCUUCUGCUCUGAUCACCGUCCCAGGAUCAAGGAGGAGAACCCUGGUAUUUCUAUCGGUGAAAUUGCCAAGAAGCUUGGCGAGUUGUGGGCUGCACAGAGUCCUAAAGACAAGGCACCCUAUGCAGCCAAGGCUGCCAAACUGAAGGAGAAGUAUGAGAAGGAUGUUGCUGCCUACAGAGCCAGAGGUGGUUCAGGGAAGAGUGAUGCUGGUAAGAAGAGUGGCCCAGGCAGGCCCGCUGCCAAGAAAGCAGAGCCAGUUGAUGAUGAUGACGAUGAUGAUGAUGAUGACGAGGAUGAUGAGGAGGAGGAAGAUGAAGAUGAGGAUGACGACGAUGAUGAUGACUAAGCAGUUUGUGUUGUAGGGUGUGAAUUUUGCAAUGCAUUGUUCAGCGUAACUCCUGUUUUGUGUGGAUGAUUCCAACAGUAUAGCCUGCUGUCCCUGUUGGUCUGCCUCUGUAGGAUAUCGACGUUUUCCUUAUUCAAAUUCAGGGAUUAGUUUUUAUUUUGGUAGUCCCCUUGUGAUUUUUUUUUUUUACGUUUUUCUGCUGAACUUGGGUUUGUUUCAUCUCAAUCCAUGUCGUUAUCUAAAUAGGCAUCCAGAUAAUGAAUCCUGUGGUAAUGCAAAGAACUGAAAUUCCUGUACAGGCAGUGGACAGCAGCAAAUCAGUGAAGUUUUAAAUGUAUGUUUCUUAAAGCACUGCUUAUGUUUUCUGUUUAGUGGUGCUGUUUCUUCACUGUUAUUUUACUACCAGGGGUUAUGUGUAGUUUGAUUAAAGAGGUUUGCAGCCAUUUUUAAUGUGGAACUUUGGAAACUUUAAUGUAGAAUGAAUUUUUUUUUUUUGUAAUAAAAUUUUGUAUAUUGA
Messenger RNA from Chelmon rostratus (copperband butterflyfish), 1301 nucleotides. It is a transcript of the gene hmgb2a, whose product is annotated as high mobility group box 2a. Gene Ontology annotation, biological process: regulation of transcription by RNA polymerase II. Gene Ontology annotation, cellular component: nucleus. The transcript is spliced from 5 exons. Gene Ontology annotation, molecular function: DNA binding, bending. The record is from RefSeq and is a predicted model, not a curated record. Bases 128 to 784 code for a protein of 218 amino acids. Lineage: Eukaryota; Metazoa; Chordata; Actinopteri; Chaetodontiformes; Chaetodontidae.